This is a messenger RNA of Cylindrotheca closterium, 450 nucleotides long. The record is from the annotation of a GenBank genome assembly. Lineage: Eukaryota; Bacillariophyta; Bacillariophyceae; Bacillariales; Bacillariaceae.
AUGAUUUCUCUCAGACGGAGAGUAAUCGAUCGAAGAAAUGAAGACGAACGAUAUGUUUUUCGAAAACACCAGAAAGAAAUAGUUCCAACCGUAGCGAUCCGGAGACGAACCGUAUUCUUUGCCUUUCUGGUUGUGAUCUCUCAAUAUGCAGCCGUGGAUUCCGUCAACAUGCUUCCCGCCAUUAUAUUAUUUUACUCAAUGGGGCUUGCCAUAUCAUUCGAGCUCAUGUCUGGGGAGCCGGAAAUGUUCGGCCUUACAAUACUAGUUGCUACACAUGACGAUGCAUCUCCUUUAGAUAAUGUUGGGAACAUCCUAAUGGACCCGGAAGAAGAAUUUCGGCAUUUGCUUGGGCUUGCCCAAUUCGAAUAUUUUGUUCUCAAGAAGCGACCACAAACAAAGUUUGCUCGAGUUCCAGAUCAAGAGGGUAACUUUAAACUUUUUGUUGUGUGA